AUGCCUCGACCGUGUUCCUUGCUAUCGUUCCUACUGAAGGUAUAUUUCGGACUACAAUAUUUUAUCAUUGGUAUUCCCGCUAAAGAUGUGGCGCAACAUGUCAACCCGUUUAUCGGGACUGAGGGACAAGGAAACCCUGGAACAGCUAUUGGUGGCGGAAAUGUGUUUCCGGGUGCUGCACUCCCAUUCGGGGUAGUAAAAUUUGGCAUUGACACUACAGCUUUCGAUUGGACAAACGUUGAUGCGAAUGCUGGAUAUACUCCCGAUGGUUAUGUCACGGGAGUGAGCCUGCUUCAUGAAAGUGGAACCGGAGGAGCACCGACAUAUGGCUUCGUUCACCAAAUGGCACUUUCAACAUUGAAGAACGUCAAUGUCCUUGAUAACCUCACGUACAUGCAAGAACGUGUUGAACCAGAUGUAGCAAGUGUUGGAUACUUCAAAACCUCACUUGCAAACGGGGUUAUUGCCGAACUCUCAGCAACCGCACAUACAGGAAUCAUUCAGUACAACUUCACAAGUGGAGACGAAAGACACAUUUUAGUGGACGUCUCGCAUAUGCUUCCCUCAUCGGGCGAGGCACAACAUUCACAGUUCUACAGCAGUGGGUUUAUGGCACGAAGUCCAGAUGGGACAAGGUAUCAAGGUUAUGGUGUAUAUAGAGCCCUGACAAAGUGGAAUGUAGGACCUGAUGCAUCAGUCUACUUCUGCGCCGAAUUCAACACCGCUCCACUCACUGUUCAACUUUUCUCCGGUGAACACACGGACCCAUACUGGCCAAACAGCACGCUUCCCUCCUUCAAACCACCAGUCUUCACAAAUGCAUCUUCGAUUUCUGGAGGCCAAGCAUAUUGCGGUUACGGUCGGCGAGUAGGAGGCCUAUUCACCUUCUCCCCAAACGCCACGGCCGUGAAAUCCAAACUUGGCGUCUCCUUCGUAGACUCAGAUAAAGCAUGCCAAUACAUCGCCUCCGAACUCCCCACCUGGGACCUAGAGCCCAUUGUAAUUUCUGCUAUCUCCCAAUGGAACACGGGAGUUCUUUCGAAGGUGACCACAACCGACAAAUCUAACGCAACUUUAAUUGAAAUGUUGUACUCGGGUUUGUACAAAAUGCAUCCUAUGCCCUCUGAUCGCACAGGAGAGAACCCGAAUUGGGAAACCGAUGAACCUACUUAUGAUGACUUCUACACCCUUUGGGAUACAUUUAGGUGUUUGAACAGCUACUUGGUGUUGACGGCCCCGAUAAGAGCAGCUGGCAUUGUGCGGGGAUUGGUGGAUGUGUGGAGGUGGGAGAGGUUUAUGCCGGAUGCGAGGAGUGGGAAUUACAACGGAAGAGGAGGUUCCAAUGCCGAUAAUGUCCUUGCUGAUGCUUAUGUCAAAGGUUUGUUCGCUCCUGAGUACGGCAUCAACUGGACAGACGCCUAUGCAGCAAUGAAGACAAACGCCGAGCUAGUCCCAUAUAAUACCUUCGAUUAUGGAGAUCCAACUGGGAGUGUGAAAGAAGGUCGUGGUGCUUUGCCUGACUGGUUGAAUCUUGGCUACGUCUCAAUGUAUGAUCCUGUAGCCGGAACCGGAUUCGGUCGAUGCAUUUCGAGAACCGUAGAGUAUAGCUUGAAUGAUUUCGCUCUCAGUCAAGUUGCGAAAGAUCUAUCUCCAGGCGAUCAUGUCAAGUAUUUGAAUCGUUCUGCCGGGUGGCAAAAAAUCUGGCAACACAAUCUCACCUCCCUCAACUUCACUGGCUUCCUCGCCCCACUCUAUGCAAACGGAACCCGAGACUCCUCGUACUCCCCUCUCAAUUGCGGCGUUUGGUGUUCCUGGUCCGACGUAACCUACGAAGGCUUGCCCUGGGAAUACUCCUGGACAAUCCCCUACGACAUGUCGACUUUGAUCUCGUACAUGGGUGGGCCAAGCACCACCGAAUCUCGGCUGGAUGCCAUGUUUACCCCAGGUUUGCAAGACGGCAGCGUUGGUUCUGGGAAUGGCAUCGGCUCAGCAAUCUUCAAUCCAGGCAAUGAACCAAGUUUCGGAACACCAUUUUUAUAUAAUUAUUUACCUGGACGACAAUGGAAAAGUGUGAUGAGGAGUCGAGAGAUUGUCAAUCAAUAUUAUUCAAAUGGCAGGGACGGGGUGCCGGGGAAUAGUGAUGCCGGGGCGUUGGAAAGUUGGAUGGUGUGGAAUUUACUCGGUCUCUAUCCUGUUGUUACGCAACCUAUUUAUUUGAUCCUCUCGCCUUGGUUCAGUGACGUCACGAUUUCGGUGGCAGGAAACAAGACAUUGAAAAUCACAACUGAAGGUCUUGGGAAAGGACCAUACAUUCAAAAUCUUACCGUGAAUGGAGAAGUUUGGAACAAGAGUUGGCUCACACAUGAUGACUUGGUUAGUGGCGUUGGCGGAAGUAUUCAUUUUGUUCUAGGAAGUAAACAGACAGAGUGGGACCUUGGAGAAUUGCCUCCUAGUCCAGGGCAUGUGGAUUUGGGGAUCAAAAACUAGCCUAUUCUUCUCAUUUACCUGGAUUCGAGUCCAACGAUACCUCAUUAGCGCCAUCCAAAAUGUCAUAAAUAUUCCCC
Hyaloscypha bicolor E is the source of this 2564-nucleotide messenger RNA. Its product is annotated as glycoside hydrolase family 92 protein. The transcript has 6 exons. Gene Ontology annotation, molecular function: carbohydrate binding; peptide-N4-(N-acetyl-beta-glucosaminyl)asparagine amidase activity. Gene Ontology annotation, cellular component: nucleus; cytosol. Lineage: Eukaryota; Fungi; Ascomycota; Leotiomycetes; Helotiales; Hyaloscyphaceae. The record is from RefSeq and is a predicted model, not a curated record. Gene Ontology annotation, biological process: protein quality control for misfolded or incompletely synthesized proteins; protein deglycosylation; glycoprotein catabolic process. The coding region runs from base 1 to 2487 and encodes 828 amino acids.